This is a messenger RNA of Leopardus geoffroyi (Geoffroy's cat), 1772 nucleotides long. It is a transcript of the gene LSP1, whose product is annotated as lymphocyte specific protein 1. The record is from RefSeq and is a predicted model, not a curated record. The transcript is spliced from 12 exons. The coding region runs from base 183 to 1313 and encodes 376 amino acids. Gene Ontology annotation, molecular function: actin binding. Gene Ontology annotation, biological process: signal transduction. Lineage: Eukaryota; Metazoa; Chordata; Mammalia; Carnivora; Felidae.
CCCUGGGCAGGACGUCAGGGCCAGAACCCAGAGCACUGAGGUUCGGGCCGGGCUCCAGUCCCGUCCCUCGAACCAGAGCGGGACAGGGAAGCGAGCAAGCAGCAGCCUGGGUGCCUCGGGCACCUGUGGGCUCGCCACCCCCCACGCCCCUGCUGCAGCGUCGAGAGGGCAGCCCGUGGCUCAUGGGCCCCGAGGGGUGGCUGGAGAGGCCACGGCUCCCAGGAGCGCCUCGUCUAGCUCGGACUGGCUCUGCACAGGUUGGUGGCCGGGGGCCGACCCACACAGGUGUCCGGGGGCUCACGACUCAGCGGAGCGCCGAAGAUGAGGAGGAGGCCGCCCGCGAGCGUCGCCGCCGGGCGAGGGACAGGGAGCUUCGGGCCCAGGACGAGGACGGCGGCCAGUCCCCCGAGCCGCCGGAGCAGGAGAGCCUCCUCAGCCUGAAGCCCUCGGAGGCCCCCGAACUGGAUGAGGACGAGGGUUUCAGCGACUGGUCCCAGAAGCCAGAGCCACAGCGGCAGCCCUGGGAGGCCGGGGGGGCCUCCAACAGCGGGGAGCCCCCUCGGAGCGAGAGUCCGGAGGGGCAGCAGGAGGAGAACAGGCCCCAUCAGCAUGCCUGCGGGAGCCAGGGUGGUGAUGAGCAGAGUCCAGCCAGAGUCAGCCUGGAGGAGUUGCAUCUGAGCCCCAGCUCAGAGCUCCAGGACGGGCCGGGAACAGAGGAGACAGAGCCCAAGAGCCCAGAGGGGACCGUCCAGGGCAGCCUGGGGCCGGCAGAAGCCGAAGAGGCAGACGAGCAGCACCAGAAACGCCAGCAGCCCAGGACACCCAGCCCCCUGGUCUUGGAGGCUGCUACCGAACAGGGCUCACCUCCCCUGAGCCCCAGCACCAAACUCAUCGACAGAACCGAGUCCCUGAACCGCUCCAUCAGGAAGAGUGUGAAGAAGUCCCAACCAGCCUUGCCCAUCUCCAAGAUUGAUGAGCGACUGGAGCAGUACACACAGGCCAUUGAGACUGCUGGCCGGACCCCCAAGCUAACCCGCCAGCCCUCCAUCGAGCUGCCCAGCAUGGCUGUGGCGAGCACCAAGAGCCGGUGGGAGACAGGAGAAGUGCAGGCUCAGUCCACUGCCAAGACCCCCUCUUGCAAGGAUAUCGUAGCUGGAGACAUGAGCAAGAGAAGCCUCUGGGAGCAAAAAGGAGGCUCCAAGACGUCAUCGACAAUUAAGCAGAGCACUCCGUCUGGAAAGAGGUACAAAUUUGUGGCCACCGGACACGGGAAGUAUGAGAAGGUGCUUGUGGACGAGGGCUCGGCGCCCUAAGCUGCCCUUCUUGCUUUCCUGAGACUGCAGACAGCUCGGGCAGCACCCUCCGCCCUCGCAGGGGCGAGUCCAGCCAGACGCCCACCCCGGCCCUGCCACGGGAGCCGCUGCCGUUGCCUGCCUGGCCUGCCCGCGCCCGGCCAACACCCACCACCAUCGCCGUCUCUCUACUCCUCGACCCCCCGACCGCUCUCCCCUCCCGCUCUCUGACCCCCACUCUACCUCGCACAGCAGGGGCAGGAAAGGGACUCUCACUGGUGAUUGACCAAAGGGACCGCCCCCCCAGAGACCAAAAGUCCCCGAGGAAGGCCCAGCCUGGGCAGAGAGAGGACACGUGCUGGGGGACCUCCAGGUCGAGAGACACCAGCGCCUGCACCGCAUUCUCAGGCCCUGCCCCCUCCCUGCUCCCGGCUUGCAGCCUUGUCCUCCGUGUGCAAUAAAGCUCCUUGUGUGUUCCAA